Silurus meridionalis is the source of this 5340-nucleotide messenger RNA. RefSeq names its product ATP-binding cassette, sub-family B (MDR/TAP), member 5 (gene abcb5). The record is from RefSeq and is a predicted model, not a curated record. The coding region runs from base 103 to 4119 and encodes 1338 amino acids. Lineage: Eukaryota; Metazoa; Chordata; Actinopteri; Siluriformes; Siluridae. Gene Ontology annotation, cellular component: membrane. Gene Ontology annotation, molecular function: ATP binding; ATP hydrolysis activity; ABC-type transporter activity. Gene Ontology annotation, biological process: transmembrane transport. The transcript has 29 exons.
CAAAAGAAACCUUCAUGACCUUUAGAGUGCUCAUGUAACUCUUUCUGAAAACCUCACGUGAAUAAUAUCUUCAAAAGGUGACAUAAAUAUCAUUGUGGAACUAUGAGAGAGGACCAGAAUGCAGAACCCCAACCAGACCAAGAGGAGGGAAAUCCCGUUGGUCAUCUCAACUUGGCCUUCACUCAAGAUGAGAAAUACUUGAACGAGAACCCAGAGAAUCCUCCAGGGGAGGACUCCAAAUCCAAAUCAAAUACCAAAAAAAAGAAGAAAAAAAAGUCUGAUAAGCCAAAGGAACAAAUAAAAUCAGUUGGGCUUUUUCAGCUGUUUCGUUAUGCCACCUGUCCAGAGGUCUUCCUGAUGUUGAUUGCUCUUGUAUGUGCUGCUAUACAUGGUGCUGCACUGCCCAUAAUGUGUAUAGUGUUUGGACAAAUGACUGACAGCUUUGUACAAAGUGGACAAACGUUCAACAUCACAGGAAACUACAGCUUUAACAUCACACUGGAUCCUACACUCUGUGUUCCUAUACCAGGAGUUGACAUUGAAGCAUCAAUGACAACAUAUGCCUAUUACUUUGUUGCCAUUGGGGCUGGGGUUUUUUUCUUUGGAGUGUUUCAAGUCAUGUUAUUCGUAAUGACAGCCACUAGACAGACCAAGCGGAUCAGAGAGAAUUACUUCCAUGCGAUCCUCCAUCAGCCUAUGGCAUGGUUCGACACACAUCCCAUUGGAGAACUUAACACUCGACUCACAGAUGAUAUAAACACCAUUAAUGAUGGCCUGGGAGACAAGAUUGCAAUAUUUGUGCAGUUCUUCUGCAGAUUUCUUACCGGUGUAAUUAUUGGAUUUAUUUUCGGUUGGAAGUUGACCUUAGUCAUUUUGGCAGUGAGUCCACUGCUGGCAGGUUCAGCUGCUGUAUGGUCUACAAUUCUUGCCACUCUUACAAGUAAAGAGUUGACAUCUUAUGCCAAAGCAGGAGCUGUGGCAGAAGAAAUACUUGUGGCUAUUAGGACAGUUGUUGCAUUCAAUGGUCAAAAGAAAGCUCUGGAUAAGUAUGAAACUAACUUGGUAGAUGCAAAAAACCUUGGAGUGAAGAAAGCUAUUACUACAAAUGUGUCAAUGGGGCUAACACAGUUCUUCAUAUUAGGAACAUAUGCCCUUGCAUUUUGGUAUGGCACAAAGCUCUCUGUGGAUGAACCAGAAAACUACUCCAUUGGAAAAGUCCUCACUGUCUUCUUCUCAGUGAUGAUAGGGGCAUUCUCUCUGGGUCAGGCAGCUCCCAACUUGGAGAGUGUUGCUAAAGCCCGUGGUGCUGCAAGCGCCAUCUACAAUACCAUUGAUAUGCCUCGUCCCAUUGACAGCAGUUCAAAAGAAGGCUACAAACCAGACACGGUGAAAGGUGACAUUGAAUUCAAAAACAUUCACUUCAGUUACCCUUCCAGAAAGGAUGUGAAGAUUCUGCAGGGAAUGAGCCUAAAAGUGCCCAGUGGGAAGACAAUUGCUCUGGUGGGGGAGAGUGGCUGUGGGAAGAGCACCACCAUUCAGCUGCUGCAGCGGUUUUAUGAUACAGAUCAAGGAGAGGUCACCCUGGAUGGUCGAGAUAUCCGCACUCUAAAUGUGCGUUGGCUGAGAGAAAACGUGGGCAUUGUGAGCCAGGAGCCUGUACUCUUUGGCACCACUAUUGCUGAGAACAUACGCUAUGGUCGUGAGAAUGCCACUGAUGAGGACAUUGAACAAGCUGUGAGAGAGGCCAAUGCUUAUGAAUUCAUCUCUAACCUACCAGAUAAGCUGAACACCAUGGUUGGGGAGCGUGGAGCUCAACUGAGUGGUGGGCAGAAGCAGAGGAUUGCUAUUGCUCGUGCUUUGGUCAAAAAUCCCAAAAUCCUCUUGCUGGAUGAAGCCACAUCAGCCCUGGACACUCAGAGUGAAGCUAUUGUCCAGGCUGCUUUAGAUAAGGCAAGGGCAGGCCGAACAACUAUAGUGAUUGCUCACCGUCUGUCCACAAUUCGUUCUGCUGAUAUAAUUGCUGGCUUCAAAGAUGGUCAGGUGGUCGAGCACGGCACUCACAGGGAACUCAUGAGCAAGAAAGGAGUCUACUAUUCUCUUGUCACACAGCAGUCACAGGGAAAUCCAGAUGAUGACAGUGAUGAUGAUGGUGAGGAUUUCGAUUUUGACGAGGAUGAUGACGAGGAAGAGGAAUCAUCCGACAAUGCUGACGACUUGAUGGAAGUCACAAUUGAAAAUAAUGGAAUUGCAAGGAAUUCAAUAAGACGUAGCAUUAAUCUUCAAAGGAGAGAAUCAAAAAGGAAAUCGAAAAAGAAGUUGAAAAAGACCAAAUCCAAGAAGAAGAAGAAGGAGAAGGAAAAGGUUGAAGAUGUCUCUUUUGGAAGGAUUCUGGCUCUGAACAAACCUGAGUGGCCCUACAUGAUGGUGGGCAUACUGGCCAGCUUUGUGGGAGGAGCUGUCUAUCCUUGUGUGGCUAUCCUGUUUGCCAAAAUCAUUGGUGUAUUUGCUGAGCCUGACCCUGAUGUGAAGCGACAGAAGACUCUAAUGUUCUCUCUUCUGUUCCUCCUCCUUGGGGCUGUGUCAUUCAUCACCUAUUUCCUCCAGGGCUUCAUGUUUGGCAAGUCUGGGGAGAUUUUAACCAUGAGGCUGAGGAGUCAGGCAUUUAAAGCCAUUUUGAGACAGGACAUUGCCUGGUUUGAUAAUCACGACAAUGCAGUGGGAGUUCUAACCACUAAAUUAGCAACAGAUGCAUCAAUGGUUAAAGGGGCCUCAGGAUCUCGACUGGGCUUGGCUGUUGGCACAGUUUGUUCCCUAGGCAUUGCUGUGAUUAUAGCCUUCAUUUAUUGCUGGCAACUUACCCUUCUUAUCCUCGCCUGUGUGCCAUUCCUCAUUGGGUCCCAUUUCAUCCAGAUGAGAGCUCUGGGAGGUCAUGCAUCCAAAGACCAGAAUGCAUUAGAGAUGUCUGGCAAGAUAUCCACAGAAGUAGUAGAAAACUUCAAGACUGUUGUUGCAUUAACAAGAGAAGAUGUCUUCUUCCGCAAGUUUAAUGAAAGCCUGUCUAAACCAUAUCGGUCUGCCUUGUGUAAAGCACCUAUCUAUGGACUCACCUUUGCGAUUUCUCAAGCAAUUCCUUUCUUUGUUAAUGCUGCAAUCUUCCGUUUUGGCUCUUGGCUGAUUGCACAUUGCUACACUCAAUAUGAGAAUGUUUUCCUGGUGUUUUCAGUCAUUGUCUUUAGUGCCAUGAGUAUCGGCCAGUCUUCAUCAUUUGCCCCAGACUUUGCCAAAGCUAAAGUUGCAACUUGGAGAAUCUUAGACUUACUUGCAAAAGAGCCUGAGAUUGACAUUUAUAGUGAGGCAGGAGACAAACCAAGAAACUUUAAGGGAGAUAUAGCAUUCCAUGAUGUGCACUUCGCAUACCCGACACGUCCAAACACAAAAAUUCUGCAAGGCCUAAACGUAUCAGUGGCUCAAGGACAGACGCUCGCACUGGUGGGAGGCAGUGGUUGUGGGAAAAGCACAUCAGUCCAGCUGUUGGAACGGUUCUACAACACUGCAAGUGGGGAAGUGCUACUGGACGGGGUGGACUCAAAGAAACUGAACAUUGCUUGGCUGCGCUCUCAGCUGGGUCUUGUCUCUCAGGAGCCCAUCCUGUUUGACUGCACUAUUGCUGAGAACAUACAGUAUGGAGACAACAGCCGUGUGGUCAGCCAGGCAGAGGUUGAGGAGGCUGCUAAAAAUGCUAAUAUCCAUAGCUUUAUUCUUGGCCUGCCAGAGAAAUACAACACACGUGUGGGAGAUAAAGGCACUCAGAUGUCUGGUGGGCAGAAACAGAGGAUAGCAAUUGCUCGAGCUUUGGUCCGACAACCUAAAGUGCUGCUUCUGGAUGAAGCUACUUCAGCCUUGGACACAGAGAGUGAAAAGAUUGUGCAGAAAGCCCUCGAUGAUGCUCGACAGGGCCGCACCUGCAUCGUCAUUGCUCACCGAUUGUCUACUAUCCAAAACGCUGACAUCAUUGCAGUUAUUCAGAAUGGCAGGGUGGUUGAGCAAGGAACACACAGCGAGCUAAUUGCCAAACAAGGAGCAUACUAUGACCUUGUAAAUGCCCAGGUCUCCCACUAAAUGUCACUUUAUUUGCUUAAACAUUAAUGUGUCAUGCCAAUUUACAUUUAGCAGAAUCUUGCACACAACCCUAUGUACACAUUAGUUGCUGCUAUUGUAAUAUGUUCUAAUACUCUCUGCUAGCUGUCUAACAAAAAUCUCUUAAUUUUUUAAUCUUCAUACUACUUAGUUGACACAAAAUCACAAUAUAUUUUUUGUAGAACUAUGUGUACAAUAAUUAAGUUCAAGCAAUAUAUGGUCUUAAUGUAAUCUGUUAUCUAUAUAUUUGGGUUACACUUAACCAAAUGUUUUUGUUAAUUUAACUUUAGAAAUCAAUGAAUGUUGAAGGAAAAUAGGUACAUAUUGCAUGUUACUUCUAACAUACUUGUACCACAUUUUUUGCAAUGAAGAAAUCUUUAGUUUUAUACAAGGAAUGUCACACUAUAUAGCCAAAACUUUGUGGUCACCUGACCAUCACAUUCAUGUGUGGUUCUUCCCCAAACCACACGUGUCUGAGCCCUCAAUAAUCACUAACACUAUGAGGUCUAUCCCAAACCUGCUCCCUCAUGGCAACGGCCUUGCAUACAAAGUGGGUCCAUUAAGGUGAAUGAAGACAAAAUCAAGUGCCUCCACAGAGCCUUGACAUCAACCAAACUGAACAGUUUUGGGAGGAUCUGGAAUGGCACUGUGCCUACUCCCCAAACAUUAGUGCCUGACCUCACUAACAGUCUUGUGGCAGAAUGGAGGCUGUUAUAACAAAACAAAAAAAGUAAAGGCAUAUAGCAACAAAGUAAAUAUGAGAGAAGAAAUAUGGACUGGGAUGGUGAACAAGCACAUUCUAGGAUGAUGAUCUGGUGACCACAUUUUUUUUUUGGCAGACAGUGUGUUUAUUUAAUGAAAUAAUUUCCAAAGAAUUCUUAUUGUUUAUUUAGCCAUAUGUGUAUAUACGUUUUUAGUACAUCUGUAAAUGUGCAACAUUUUGUGAGACUUUUCAUAAUAUUUUUUUUUACAGUUUUGUAAAUAUGAUUUUAAAGUGUACAUAAAGAGAUUUUAAAAUGGCUUAAGUGUAAAUUAACAUAUAAACUAACAUAUAAACAUAUACAUAAAUAUAUACUUUUUUUUUUAUGUGCUUCUGUGAAUCAGAGAAACUUGCACUAAUGAAGAAAAUGAAUGCCACACACUUCUCAAUGCCAGUGUUGUACAUGCAGGAGGGUAUUUAAAUAAAAAGACCAGCAACCUUAA